Trichoderma asperellum CBS 433.97 is the source of this 1449-nucleotide messenger RNA. The record is from RefSeq and is a predicted model, not a curated record. Lineage: Eukaryota; Fungi; Ascomycota; Sordariomycetes; Hypocreales; Hypocreaceae.
AUGGACGAUUACAUGUUCAAGUAUUUUGUGGAUGAGUGUCGCGUUGUGGAGGAGAAGACGAGCUAUAUUGAGAUUUUCAAUUACUCUGACCCGUUUUACAACUCAGUCGAGGAGCAUCCGCUGCCCAUGUCCGAGUUUGAGAAUUUUCUGAAUCAAAGGGGUGCUUUUGAGCCGCCACAGAAGAUGCGUGAAGGAACCAAACUCCUGAGCGGCAUUCGACUCCUUAUCCAAAAAGAUGCUCAGCACAAGGACACAUUCAUGCCCAAGGUCAUCUCUCUACCGAAAGAAAAGUACAUGUACAUGGUAAGGACAAUGAAGCUGCCCUUCCGAGGCAUAGAAACGUCGUCUGUGGUUGGGCCGUUUUUCUGGUGUGCGUACGAUCAGGAUGAUGAUGACCCGCAUCUACAAAUCGUACACCGGAAAUCAGAUGUCCGCAAAAAGGGCAAAACCCGGGGCUGGGAGAUGAUGCUGUCCUACUCAUUCAAAAGCGGCAUUACCACGGGCUUCAUGAAGGGCACUCCCAGCUCAGAUAUCAUUCAAGCGCUCAAGCAUCUACGGGAGUGCUAUGGUCAAGUCGGCCACCCGAUGCUCCUACCGACCAUCAUCCUCUCGCACGAUCUCUCGCCUGCCAACGACCAGAAGCAACGUGAUGCGCGUGACUGGCUACGUCGGCUGGAGAAUGCAGUGAGCUUGCGCGACGAAGUUGAGCCGGAAGAGCAGUAUUUCCAGGAUGGAAUCCUGUCUAUUGACGGGCUGAAUCGCGACCUGGUGGAGUGCCAUAGCCAUGUUAUGUGGAAGCGGCCUCAGGCUUACUUUGCGCUGGUGCGAGAGAUGGAGCUGUCGAUGGAACGGUUCAAAGUUUUAUGGAACGACUGGAAGAAGGAUUUCCUGACGGACGAGGAGAUUGCGCAUAGGAAGACGAUCGAUCAGCUGCACAGGAGCAUGAUGGCCCGGAUGGAGUUUUACAGGGUUAAGCUCAAGGGGUUGGAGAAUUAUAUCCACACUACGCUGGAGAGGCUGAAAGUGCAGCGAGAAGCGCGAGAGGCGCGACUCAACCUCGAAAUUGCCGGAGAGCAGCGUCGGAUCGCACAUGCAAGCAAGCGGGACAGCACAGCCAUGAAGACUAUAUCUUUGAUGGGCGCGCUCUUCUUGCCGGGCACCUACCUCGCUUCUGUCUUUAGCAUGACGUUUUUCAACUUUCAAUCUGGAGCCGAUCCCGUCAUCUCCAACUGGCUCUGGGUCUACUUCAUCAUCACCGUCCCCUUGACCAUCCUCAUCGUCGGAUCCUGGAUCUGGUACGACCGCCGCAAGGAAGCCCGCUACGCAGACCUCGACAAAGAGCUGGAGGGCGACAUUGAGCAGAUGGAAGUCAGCAUCAUGAAAUCGCUCCGUAGGAGGACGAUGAGCAAAGCGAAUACCUGGAACUCGACCAUCAGCCCUGCGCCAUAG